Messenger RNA from Volvox carteri f. nagariensis, 1392 nucleotides. RefSeq lists its product as uncharacterized. The annotation marks the transcript as partial. The transcript is spliced from 2 exons. The record is from RefSeq and is a predicted model, not a curated record. NCBI's taxonomy places the organism in Eukaryota, Viridiplantae, Chlorophyta, Chlorophyceae, Chlamydomonadales, Volvocaceae.
AUGUAUCAUCGCCAAACGACGGCAACGAUCAAGGGCCAUUUUCAUUCAGCACACCCCACAGGACAGGAGACGAGGAUGAUGAGUCUGAGGGGACGCCGCUGCUUGGUUCCGCCGGCAUUGCCUCACGGUCUGGCUUCUCCACUAGGACAGCAGCCCAGAGCUUCGCCGAGUGCGCCGCCACCGCCAGGACCGCCUCCGCCGCCAGCCAUAACGGUCGUCGUGACGAAUCGAGCUUCGCCGAGUGCACCGCCACCGCCAGGGCCGCCCCCGCCGCCGCCCAUAACGGUUGUCGUGGCGAAUCGGGCUUCGCCGAGUGCACCGCCACCGCCAGGGCCGCCGCCGCCGCCACCCAUAACGGUUGCCGUGGCGAAUCGAGCUUCGCCGAGUGCGCCGCCACCGCCAGGGCCGCCGCCGCCGCCACCCAUAACGGUUGCCGUGGCGAAUCGAGCUUCGCCGAGUGCGCCGCCGCCGCCAGGACCGCCGCCGCCGCCUCCCAUAACGGUCGUCGUGACGAAUCGAGCUUCGCCGAAUGCGCCGCCACCGCCAGGGCCGCCGCCGCCGCCUCCUAUAACGGUUGUCACGGCGAAUCAGGCUUCGCCGAGUGCGCCGCCACCGCCAGGACCGCCUCCGCCGCCACCCAUAACGGUCGUCGUGACGAAUCGAGCUUCGCCGAGUGCACCGCCACCGCCAGGGCCGCCCCCGCCGCCUCCCAUAACGGUUGUCGUGACGAAUCGGGCUUCGCCGAGUGCACCGCCACCGCCAGGGCCGCCGCCGCCGCCACCCAUAACGGUUGCCGUGGCGAAUCGAGCUUCGCCGAGUGCGCCGCCACCGCCAGGGCCGCCGCCGCCGCCACCCAUAACGGUUGCCGUGGCGAAUCGAGCUUCGCCGAGUGCGCCGCCACCACCAGGGCCGCCACCACCGCCGCCGGUGGCUGUGGUGAACAGGGCCGCGGCCCCAGUGCCCCUCGGGGCGCCGCCUCCCCUUGCUCUCGCCGGCGUUGCACGUGCGUCCGAGCCGCCUGCGCCGUCCUCACAACCAGUGAACCCAGAUCCUCGGAGCCAAACUUCAGGAGCAUCGGCGACCGAGGGCUCCACCAGUGCACGUCAAAGCAGCGGCGGAGCGCCGGUGUGCUCAGCAGGUGUUGGGCCAGCGGCGGUGUCAGGGCUAAGUAUGCAGCCGGGCGGGCCUGGCAGCACCUGUGCCGACGGUGGAGCUAUGGCCUUGGGGGUUGCAGGUGCGCGUAGUGACGGCGAUCAGCACCUUGCUGCGGAGGUGGCUGAGGAAUACGUGUCAGCGCUUCUUGACCUGCUGGAUAUGGAGAAUGACAAGUUCGACCAGGACCUGGUGCUGCAUGUGGUCAAAUUCAUUAGCGUGGUGCUGGUCAGCCCCGAG